Messenger RNA from Trichoderma reesei QM6a, 747 nucleotides. RefSeq lists its product as uncharacterized. The coding region runs from base 1 to 747 and encodes 248 amino acids. The record is from RefSeq and is a predicted model, not a curated record. The transcript is spliced from 2 exons. Lineage: Eukaryota; Fungi; Ascomycota; Sordariomycetes; Hypocreales; Hypocreaceae.
AUGUCCCGACAGACUCCCGGCCAGCUCGAAUGGCUCCUUCCAGGAGAGCAAUUCACUGGCAUCUUGCCCAGGCGGAAAGCUUGGCCGGCAAACGGCGAAAUCGUCCCGAGAGAGUUUGUCGUCCCGCAGAGCGUGCUGUCGACGGGGCCAUGCCACACGACAGACCCCAAAACGGGCCUUCUCAGCCUCCCCAUGGAGCUCCUCGUCGAGAUCUUCCGCUCAGGGACAAACGAGGACGCCAUCUGUCUGGCCCUGACAUGCAAGGCACUCCUCUUCGCUUCGACGCUGGCCGUCAAGCACCGACCAACGCUGCCCCCCUCAAACCGGACAUCCUUUCACCAUUUCCAGACUGCCACCCGCUUCGAUGACACGGCUCAUCGCUCGCGGGAGACAAUGAUUCGCUUUCUUCUCCGCCUCUCACCCCUGGGACCGGGACGACGGGCAUCACCAGCCGUCAGCUUGUGCCAGGACUGCCUUCGCUAUCGGCCGGUAGACCCACGCUGGUGGACGACAGACAAGGGCGCGCCGUGUCCCAAACAGUCUGCGAUGAUGGCGAGAGCCUGGGAGGUUGUUGUUGAGCACUGGCGCUGGCGGCGGAUGCUCCAAUGCCCUGAGUGCUGGGCUUCAAGCCACGAGGCGGUUGAGGGUUUCGAGGCACCCGAUGAAUCUUCAGCUUGGCCCGCUGGCAGGGGCGCUUUGGAAGGCCUCAUCAAUACAAGGCCUCUUUUCGGAUACGAUUGGCCUUGA